GGGUGACGCACUUCCGCCCCGCCCCUACAGACGACACGGGUUCGAGUCCCCCCCCAUAGGCCGCCAUGGCAGGCGCGGAACCGGAGUCCGGGAAUGUCGGCGACAGUGGCUCGACUCUUCCCGGCCGGAGCCACGGCGCCGUGCGCUUGGCUCCGCUGGACCCCGAGCAGCUGCGGCGGGUUCUGGAGCAGGUGACUCGGGCGCAGCCACCGCCCAGCACGCUGCCGGCCGCGGCGCGGCGGCUCCGGGACGGGGCCCAACAGGCCCAGCGGGGGCCGGGCGCCGAGGCCCCGCGCCUGCUGACACCGCAGGAACUUGAAGCUAUUUGUGUCAAGGUAUCUGGUGACACCAAACUUCAGGAAAGAACAAUGCACCCCCUGGCCACCAUCCAACUCAAAACAGCAAGACAAAGUCAGCUACCUGGGAGAAGCCCCAGCAAGGGUGUGUGUGUCUCCAGCCCUCAGCUGCUCAGGGUGCAGGCCCUGGGGAGGACGGAGUCACAGCUGCAGUUCCUUAGACGCUCCCCUCAGCCUCCUGCUCCUCGGGUGUUUGUACAGAAGAUGCUGCCAGACCUCCAUCCAGUCCCUUUGAAGAGAGCCAAGGCCCACGAGACUGCAAGCGGGUGUGGUAUCGCUCUCAGCCCGGUGGCAGCCUCGGGUACACGCGCAGUUGCAGCUGUGCCAUCUAGCCUGUUGAUUUCCAGCUUGCACACAGCACGUACUGAGAAGUCAAAGAAAUCUCUAAGGGUAAGAACUCGAUCUGGACGGGUAUCCCGGCCUCCCAGGUAUAAAGCCAGAGACUACAAGUUCAUCAAAACCGAGGACUUAGCAGAAGGGCGUCUGUCGGAUUCUGAUGACUACUCAGAGCUGAGCGUGGAGGAAGAGGAGGAGCCUCCGGAGAAGCCUGCCUUCUUCGACGUUGAAGUCUGUGCCCUGAGACCCAAGGCCUUUAAGUGUCACACGUGUGGAAAGUCCUACAUAGGGAAAGGGGGGCUGUCGAGGCACUGUAAGCUCAACCCAGGCCAUAGCCGGCUGCAGCCUGGGGUGCUGCUGUUGGAGAAAGCUGAUGGGGGCCCGACCCUGGGCUGCACAGACUCAAAGACCGGAGGCCUUGCCGGCCCGGAACCGUCCACAGCAGCUGCUCUCUGUGUGGAGGAGGCAGAGUCAGCUUGGCAUACCCUACAGAGCGGUCAGCCUGUCGAAGUUGAAGAAACACUGGUACCUGAACCACAAAAUAGAAGUACCUCAGCUCUUCUGAGACCAGAGAAAUACCUAGGACCUAAAAAUCGAAAUUGGGAAAGCCAGGCAGAAGUCAGCACAGCCAGCCUGCGGGAGAGCAGAGCAGUCCAGCCAGAAGGCGACCCUGCUGUGCCUUCAGGGCUGAGUGUGUCCGGGGGAGCCCAGCUCCGGGAGGCGCUCAAGCAGUGUGGCCGGGAGGAGCUGGUGGAAUUGGUGCUGCCUCAGCUGGCUCAGGUGGUGACGCUGUAUGAACUUCUUCUGGUGAAGGUAGAGAAAAGUCCCAGGGCGAAGCCUUUCUUUCCUGCUGUGUACAAGGAGUUUGAAGAGUUAUAUGACAUGAUGAAGAGAAUGUGUCAGGAUUACCUCAGCAGCGCUGGUGCAUACCCUCAGGAGCCCCUGGAGAUCAGCAACGAUGAGGCCACAGUGAAAAAGCCCCGAACAGUGGCUUUGCCCACAGAUGUCCCUGGGUAUCCUCCCUCUGCCAAUGGAUGCCAGCAGGAGCCUGGGCCCUCACCUGCUCUAGCCACUAGCAAGGGCUCUGACCCUGCAGCCGGCGAGAACUCUCUCUGCUCUGAAGGAAGCUGUUGGGAGAUGGUUCCUGCUAGUGACAGAAAUGCACCACCUGCGGGCUCGUGGCUUCUGGUGAUGGCAUCUGAUGACUUUGAAGCUAGGAAUGGCUCUGCAGACCCUACUCUUCUAUUUCAGGAUGUCAGUGGGUCAGCUCUUUAUUCCCAAGUAGCAGAGCCCAGCAGGAUGCACCCAGCCCAGGAGUCUGUGUUUUCUGAAGAGAAUAUUCCAGAACACACUAUGUAUCAGGAUUCUGGGGCCGUCUGGAAGAGCAACAGUGUUUGUGAUAUGCCAUCAUCAGGUAGAAGAAUUGGGUCUCUGUUGUUUAGAGAGUCUGAAAAUGCAGAGGCAGGAGCCCUCAGGGAGACUAAUCAACCCUUCCUUGAUGGCCAGCAGGCCAGUCCCAGCCAUGUCCUUCUGGCAGAGGCUGCAGCCGUUCCACUCCAUAACACUGUGCCUGUGAACAUCUUGCUGCCGGCUGCCUGUGUUUCCAAGAUUAUGCCAGAACCAGUUCUUCAUCCUGGGCCAGGUGGAUCACUGUCUACUGAUGGGGGUCCCAGUGUUGGAAGGGAAGCUGGAGACAUAAGCCAACCCCUCUCUAGGAUGGAGACACAUGACCAAAGAGAGCCAGAGACUGUGACUGCGGUGGGGGAAGCCCUGGCGUUUGAUAUUUCCAAUGUGUACCAGGAAGUAUUGUCUCAGGGACAGGAGCAGAUUUUUAUUCGGACUUCCAAUGGGUUUAUUUUGUCCUAUCCAAGUACCAUAGUAUCUCAGGAAGAUGACAGUGUCGUUGUGACCAAUGCAAGGGGUUCUAUCCUGAGGUUUGGCCCGCCAGAAGGUGUUGCUCUUGAAGCUAUGGAAGCCUUCCUUACUGUGGAGGCAGAGUGCUCUCAGUGACCAGGAGUCAGGGGUGUGUGUGUGUGUGUGUGUGUGUGUGUGUGUGUGUGUGUGUGUGUGUGUGUGUGAGAGAGAGAGAGAGAGAGAGAGAGAGAGAGAGAGAGAGAGAGAGAGAGACAGACAGAUAGACAGAGAAUGAAUGUGUGUAUAUGUGUGUGUAUGUGUGUGUGUGUGAGAGAGAGAGAGACAGACAGACAGAGAAUUAAUGUGUGUGUGUGUGUGAGGGAGGGAGAGAGAGAGAGAGAGAGAGAGAGAGAAAGAGAAAGAGAGAGAGAGAGAAGGAGAAUGCGUGUGUAUGAAUGAGUGUAUGUGGGUGUUGGUUUUUGAGGCCUGGUCCCAUGUAGCCCAGACUGGCCUUGAACUCCCAGUCUUCCUGCCUCUAGCUACAGAGUGGUAGUGUGUCAGGGAUGUCCCACCAUGCUGGGCAGAACUUUGUAUGGAUUUUAUCCACAGAAAGUCAAUUUCAGGCAAUAUUUUUCUAAUGUGAAUACUGACACAAAGGAGCCAUUUAUUUAUAAAGAAUAAUGUCUGUUCUACUAUUGCUUUUUUCUAAGAACCUCUUCACAAUAAUGGUACAUACAUAUUUUUGUCUGGUUUUAGAAGCAGGGUUUGGCACAGCCCAGACUGGUCUCCGAAUUUGUGAUGCAUCUGCCUGAACCUGAGGCUAGAGUUACAGAUGUGUUCUGUGGCAGAUGAAGACCCUCUUAUGUAGUGAUAGAGUUUGAUGGCUGUCGUGGUUAAGUUCACUCCAUCCUCACCCACCAGCCUGCGGCCACUCCAUGUUGUGCCACCUCCUCCUCUCAGUGAUGUGCUGUUUCUUCAACAGAUGUUCUCUGUACCUCUGGAUUCAGCUAGAAAACUUACAAAGCUACUUGUUUUGGCAGUGUUCUAUUGAAAAGUAAAAAAGAAAGUCAUUUGUUCUUGCUUUCUUGAUGUGUGUGGGGAUUGAAGCCAGAGCCUUGAACUUGCCAGGCAGUCUGAUGUGAAGUGGCCCAAGCAGGCCUCUAAUCUGUGAUCCUCCUGUGCCAGCCUGUCCAGUAGCUGCAGUGACAGGUGUACAGUCAGGUGAGUUUUCCCUGUUGUUUUUGAGACACAGUCUCACUGUGUAGCUCUGACUAUUCUGGAACUCACUACAUAGCCAGGUUGGCCUCCAACUUAGAGACCUGCCUCCCGAGUGCUGGGAUAAAGUGUGUGCCAUCGUGGCCAGCCUGCUCCCUUCUUUAUCUGAUGCCAGACCUUCACAGUGAGUGUCACGCCCAUGCCCAUGGGGCCUUCUUAUCAGCUACCCACUUGGGUUUUAUGCUCACCUUUUCCCCCCUAAGACUGGGUCUUGCUAUAGCUGAGGCUGGCUUUGAACUUAGGACCCUCCUGCCUCUGCUUGUCCAGAGCUUGGAUAGAAGGCUCAAUAGAAACCUAGAGCUUGCCGGGCUGUGGUGGCACAUGCCUUUAUUUAAUCCCAGCACUUGGGAGGCAGAGGAGGCAGAUUUCUGAGUUCAAGGCCAGCCUGGUCUACAGAGUGAGUUCCAGGACAGCCAGGGCUAUACAGAGAAACCCUGUCUCAAAAAAAAAAAAAAAAAAAAAAAAAAAAAACCAAACCAAACCAAACAAAAAGAAACCUAGAGCUCACAGGGAAGCCCAGCACUUUGGAUGUUUCAGCUGUAAAAUACCUUCUCAGGAUUUCUUUGUGAGGGUUUCCAUGACAAUAUUGUGGGACAAAGGUAAGGUCAUUAGUCCUCAUUAGACAGAGCUUUGGAGCUCAGCUGUUCUCUGCUCACUCCUGCAGUCUUUGGAAGACCCUGAGCACCCUGAGAUGCCACUGCAGGGCAGAGCUGGCGAUCCUGGCUGCAGGGCACCCUGGUGCUGUGCUGAAUCAGGUUCCCCACAGCCCUUGCACUUCCUGUUCUGUAUUCCACCUCAGAGCAGGGGUCACAGGGAUGGACGGGUGGGUUUCCUAGCAGAACAGGAGUGCCUGGAAAUGGGGGACAUCAGACUGGCAUUAGGCAGGACUGUGACCUGUAGACCUGGCCACUUCUCAAAAGCCUAGAGUUUCUCAUCGCCCAAGUUCUCAGUCUGCAUUUGGGGUAUAUGGACAUUUAUUAUAUUAUCUUCAGUACUUUCUGAUUUGCCUGAAAUGCUUUACAGAAGACACCAUCAACCACCCUCUUUCCCAAAGUCUUCACUAUGGAGUCAUCCUCAGACCAUCUCAGUCCAGGGCAAGGUGGGUCCGAGAGGUCUGUUUCCUUCCUGUUAACUUGGCAGGUUUGGGGAUUGUAGAAGGCGUGUGUGAUUCACCACUGGGCCCAACCUCAAGUACCAUACUGACCUCUGAUGACAUCCACACUAUCAGAUAGGAAGUACUCUGCAGAAUCAAUAUUUGUUUAUCUUUAGUUUCUGUGUUUCUGCCUGUCCUUGGCAGUAUUGAUCUUUCCAUUAGCACUCUUGUGUGAUAAUGGGGGGCUGGGGAGCAAAUCACCAGAUACACAAAAGUUAGACGUGGCGUGCUGUGUCGUAGUCUCAGUAUUUGGGGGCUGAGGUGAGAGUAGAGUGAUUCUGAAGUCAGCUUGAGUUAUCCAGCAAGCCUGUCUCAGAAAACGUAAGGAAUUUUUUUUUUAAAGAGUGCAUGGUGGCACAUACCUUUAAUUCCAGUACUUGGGAGGCAGAGGCAGGCGGAUCUCUGAGUUUAAGGUCAGCCUGGUCUACAGAGUGAGCUCCAGGACAGCCAGGGUGACACAGAGAAACCCUGUCUCGAAAAAAAAAAAAAGAAAGACUGUUGACUAUGUCCAGAUCAGCCUGGGCUAUGGAGUGACGAUAUGUCUCAAACAAAACUCACAAAA
This is a messenger RNA of Mus musculus (house mouse), 5536 nucleotides long. RefSeq names its product zinc finger protein 839 (gene Zfp839). The transcript is spliced from 7 exons. The record is from RefSeq and is a predicted model, not a curated record. Bases 66 to 2702 code for a protein of 878 amino acids. Lineage: Eukaryota; Metazoa; Chordata; Mammalia; Rodentia; Muridae.